This is a messenger RNA of Thalassophryne amazonica, 3001 nucleotides long. RefSeq names its product nucleolar protein 4-like a (gene nol4la). The transcript is spliced from 11 exons. The coding region runs from base 666 to 2711 and encodes 681 amino acids. The record is from RefSeq and is a predicted model, not a curated record. Lineage: Eukaryota; Metazoa; Chordata; Actinopteri; Batrachoidiformes; Batrachoididae.
AGACGGGAUAGGCCGCACAAUGUACAGUGCAAGCGCAAAUCCCAUUCAAACAGGUGUGCGGAGCCCGAGCAGCAUUCCCAGGUGGCGCAUGUUGAGCGGAUGUGUGGCCGCGCAUCGGAGCAGACUGUCAGCAUCUUUACGCCUUUUUUUCUUUUUUUUUUUUUUUUGAAGGCUCGAGCAACAACCCACACCCGAAAAUAGUGAUGGCUGUUAGAAAGUAGGUCGAUAGGAACCGAGAGCAACGUUUUUGUUUCCACGCUUUUGUCUGUGUUCUUUGUUGUUAGCAGGGACUGUGGGCUUUUUCCCCCUCUGCCUCUAUACCCUUUGGUGAGGAACGUUUUACGCACAGGUGGGAGAGACCCGCUCGGCGUGUAGGACAGCCCCCCCCCCCCCCCCCCCACCUCUCUGCUCCUCAACGGAUGACGUGAGGAAGUGACAUUUUUCACCGCUGCGGUUCGGGACAACGCUGCAAACAGGUGUGCUGCUGUCCGGAUCACUUUUUAUUAUCAUCAUUUGGCGCGCUGGAAACAACAAGGAGGCGCCGUCCCAAAUCCCGAACCGAGCCAACCUCGACGCGGGACAGAGAAAGGACCGUCGAAGUGUGUUCUUGAUUAGCCUGGACUGUUUGAACGGCUUCAGACGGCGAGGAGCGGACAGAGGGCGCGAUGGCAACGAAAAAGGCGUACGUGGAUGCGCCCAAAAGGAGCCGGAGUCCGGUCGUGUUGGAGGCGGAGAUGUUCAGUGAAUUUCAAGACUGGUGCCUCCGGACUUAUGGAGACUCCGGUAAAACAAAGACGGUCACCCGGCGAAAAUAUAACAAAAUCAUGCAGACACUGUUGCAGAACGACGACUCGGACGGCAACAGCCACAUCAACGCCAAAUUCAAAUUCUGGGUCAAGUCCAAAGGAUUCCAAGUCGGCACCAACGUUCUGGGAGAGCACAACAAGAAAGGAGCACCGGGGAAACCCGUUCUAUAUGUCCCGGUCAAGUCAACGUGUUCAGAUGGGGGUUCAGCCCAAGACAACUCCUCCCUGAAACGUGUAGCUGUGGUUGAAGAUUUCUUUGACAUCAUUUACGCCAUGCAUGUGGAGAUGGGUGCUGACCCUGGCAGAGCGCCCAAGCAUGCAGGCCAAAAAAAGACCUACAAAGCGAUAGCAGAGACCUACGCCUUCCUGCCCAGAGAGGCGGUGACUCGUUUCCUAAUGAGCUGUGGAGAGUGCCAGAAGAGGAUGCACAUCAACCCCAACACUGCAGAGUUCAAAGAAAAUGACAGACCAACCUCACUGGUCCCAGACCUCAUUGAUUACAACAUGCCUCUUACUGCCACCUACCUGAAACAAAUGAAACUGCAGUGCAUGACAGCCACUGAAAGGGAUGACACUUCAGUGAGUAGUGAGGACAUGAACAGCACUGAGCCCACAUGGGUUGCAGCUGAGCAGCCGCCAGCGCUGGAGUCCAGUCCACCUAAUGGCGAGCGAGUCAGCAACCCAACAGCCACCAUUAAAGAAGAGGAUGACGACGAGUCAUCAGAGAGCGGUAGCGCCAAUGGGCUGCCGGCCCUGACCUCCCCGGAAGCGUUGGCUGUGGGUGGGAACCCCCCAGAUAGCGGGGUUCCUUUCGGGGAGGUGACAGAGAACGGGUUGAGUGCUCCACUGGAUUUCAGCACCACAUCAUCGUCCUCCUCCUCAGAGGAUCAACAGCCGGUCAGUCUGUGUGACAGACCGCUGCCUGUGGGGAGUUCACCUCUAAAUUCUUACCCUGCUGACCCCAACAAGAGACACACCAUCAAAAUGGAGUACACCAACAAGUCCCCUCCUUACAGCUCAGGUAGCUACGAUUCUGUGAAAACUGAGCUGAGCAUUAAUGCAGAGGACCUGACUUCCGCUCGGCCACAGAUUAUUGAUGAUGAUGACGACGACCAUGACGACCAUGAUGACAGUGAUAAGAUCAAUGAUGCUGAGGGUUUGGACCCUGAGAGACUCAAAGCCUUCAAUAUGUUUGUACGUCUCUUUGUGGAUGAGAACCUGGACCGCAUGGUGCCCAUCUCUAAACAGCCCAAGGAGAAGAUCCAGGCCAUUAUUGAGUCCUGUAGCCGGCAGUUUCCAGAGUUCCAGGAGCGCUCCCGCAAGCGCAUCCGCACCUACCUCAAAUCCUGCCGCCGCAUGAAAAAAGGCGGUUUUGAGAUACGGCCAACACCUCCUCACCUCACCUCUGCCAUGGCUGAGAACAUCCUUGCUGCUGCCUGUGACAGCGAAACCAGAAAUGCUGCCAAGAGAAUGCGGCUCGAUGUCUACCAAGUGACGGAAGAAUCUGGGAAUGUUGACAAGUCCAGCUCAAGAGACCCUCCGUCUGCCACGCCGUCAGGUUUCUCAAUUUCCGCAUCAGCUUUUGCCCAAGAUCAGCUCUACACCAACGGCGGCCUCAGCUACAACCUGCGGGGAUACGGCACAGUCAGCAACAACCAGCAGAACACUGAUGCGGCACAAACAAACGGUCCCACAGAUCUAAGUAUGAAAUCCGUGGGUCCAAACUCGUCCUCCUCCAGCUCCAACAGUCACGGACAGGGAGGCGGUGGUGGCGGUGCUUCGGCCCAGCUCAGCCCCCCAGAGGUCACAGCAGUGAGGCAGCUCAUCGCAGGAUACCGUGAGUCCGCCGCCUUUCUUCUCCGCUCAGCAGAUGAGCUGGAAAACCUGAUCCUACAACAGAACUGAGGCCCGUCUGGGGUGAACUGGACCAAACCGUGCCAAGACCUCCUCCUCGCCUGCCCGUCUUCUGUUGCGCUCCGUCAGACUGAAGUCGACACAAAGACACACACUGCAGCGUACAGUGAGUCCUUUACGUGUGGUUCCUUUGGUACCGUGAUGUACUUGGAGGGAUUAGAACAUAUCACAGGCUGAUGUUUAUUUAUGCAUUUGGUUCACUUUGACCUUAGUGCCCUGUUAUCUGUAGCCACUCAACCCAUUCAUGUCAUUUCACCACUGAAGCCUCCAUUUGUCUCAGG